CAGCACCGCACGGCACAGGGUGGUGGACACGACAAGAGGGACGAGCGUCGUUUAUGUCAAGCAAAUGUCAACUUUCCAGAGAGAAAAUGAAGCAGCUAAGUCUCUGUUCAGGAGGCUUGAGUCUGCAGUUACUCCCAUCGUGUCCGGGGAGUACAGUCACCAUCGGGACAGAGCGGCGAUGGCAUCCCGGAUUUCUUUCACUCAGGCCCGGCUGGAAGCGGAGCUGGAGCGCUACCGGGCCGAGUGCCAGUGGGACAAGAUGCCGGCGAUAGUUGAGCAGAUGCAGGCUGCGCGGAUCCACGAAGACGAUGAUUACGGGACGCUGCUGAUGGCCGAGGCGCUGCUGGAGGAGUGCGUGCUGGAAAACAUGGAUCUGCUACGCAGGUCCAAACCUUUGGUGGACAAAACCCAGCCCAAACUGUGCAAGGCCAAAAGACUCCUCAAUACCAUCCUUAGCCGAGGCCGUCUAACACCCCGGUACUUGAACGAGGCUCUGCUGCUGAUGGCCAAAGUGCACUACGUGCAGGGACGCUACCGGGACGCCCAGGGAAUGUGUGCCAGGGUGGGGCUGGAGGAGCUGACGCAGGAUGACCAGCCGACCUACCACCUCCGCCUGCUGGCUGAGGCGUUCGUGAUUAAAGGUCUGUCUCUGGAUCACCAGACGCUGUCUGCCGUGUCCCGUGUUCGUCUUUCUGAGAGAGAGGAGGAGUCCCUGUCCUGUUACCUCAGGGCCUGUGACGCAGCUCUGUCCUACCUGCAGGAGCUCGAUAAGGUUGUAACAACACCCCACAUCAAGUCAGCCAAAACCAUUUUACUUCACUCACCCAGUGAUAUUGAACUGGGCUACUUCCUGCAGGCUGCAUUACAGAGUGCUUACCUUUGUCUGCUGCAUAGGGGAGUACAAUCUGCAGCGAGAAAACUAGCAAAAGUGUUGCUGAGCUCUGUGAGCGAGGACAGCUACUGGCCCCCGCUGGGCCCCCCACCCUCAGCCUGGCUUCACAGAGAAGGAGCCGCCGCCUCCAAAGACGCCAUCUACCCCACUGUUAAACCACCACAUCGCUACAGCACAGAAUGUUGCUUCUGUCCUCAGGACGUGGUGGAGGAGGCCAUUUUGCUGCUACUCAUCUCAGAAUCCAUGGCCAGCGGUGACGCGGUGAUCAGUCGUCUGCCGGAUCAGGCUGAGGCUCGCAAGACCAGUCUGCAGGACGCCACCUCAGUCUAUGACCUGCUCACCAUCGGCAUGGUCAGGAGGGGGCAGUACGCCAUGCUCUCUGAGUGUCUGGAACGAGCCAUGAAGUUUUCAUUCAACGAGUUUCACCUGUGGCACCAGUUGGGCCUGUCACUCAUGGCCGCCCGGAAAGGGGUUGGUGCUGUAUCUGUAUUUAAAGAGUGUGCCAGGAUGAGACCAGAAGACCCUUCAUUGCCCUUGUUGGCUGCUAAAGUCUGCAUUGAUCAGCUGCAUUGGAUCAAGGAGGCAGAGGCUCUGUCCCAGAGUGUGGUGUCUAUGGGGGAGGAAGCAGGAGAAUUUCUGCCUAAAGCCUACCUGGCUCUGGGACUCUGCUGCAGUCUGCAGGCCUCUGAUGCUUCUCUGACCACAGACCGAAACGACUUCAACAAAAAGGCACUAAAUGCUUUGAAAAAAGCUCAUUCACUGGACCCUCAGGAUGCGCAGAUUGCCAUGUACCUGGCUCUGCAGCUGGCCAUCGUACGCCAGGUAUCAGCAGCUAUGGAGCCCCUUCAGGCAGCUUUGUCUCUCUGUGGGGAUGACUUACACUCCCUCCACCUGCUCACCCUGCUGCUCAGUGCCCAGAAACACCACCGUCAUGCUCUGGACACCCUUACUUUGGCCCUCGGCCAGCACCCUGACAACUUCAAUUUGCUGUUCACAAAGGUAAAGCUUGAAGAGGUGCUGCUCGGCCCGGCUGCAGCCCUGCAUACCUGUGAGGAGAUGUUGCAGCACUGGCAGAGCCGCUAUGAUGUCAGCCGCUCCAGCGAGACAGAUGACAGCAGCAGUAUACCGAUGCCUGAGAGGACAGAGGUCAGCCCCAGCGGCAGGAAACCCUCCAUCCACCUCACCCUGCCUGACUUCCAGGACACCUCCACUGGUUCACAGAGUCCUUCGUCAGUUGCACUAUCCCGUCUUGAAGCGGCUCUGUCCGAGGUGUCAGACCUCAGCUCUACCCGUCGCCAUGGGCCCACCUAUAUUUGGACCAUCCUGGAACGCAUUUGGCUGCAGGCUGGAGAGCUGUUCAUGGCAGACAGUCGGCUUAAGGAGGCUCAGUUCUGUAUAGCCGAGGCCAGUUCGCUCUUCCCCAACUCUCACUCUGUGCUGCUGCAGCGGGGCCGCCUGGCCGAGCUCCGGGGCCACCUGGACGAAGCCAAAGGCCUGUAUGACGAGGCCCUGGCCAUGCAUCCUACAGGAGAACGGAUACUGGUGCACACGGGCCGUCUGCUGGUGAAAACUGGGCGUGUCCACCUAGGCGAGAAGGUUCUGCGUGAUGCGGUUCAGAUCCACAGCACCUCCCACGAAGCGUGGAGUGGACUGGGUGAAGCUCUUCAGUCUCGGGAUUGCAACCAGGCCCCCGACUGCUUCUUGACAGCCCUGGAGUUGGAGGCCUCCAGUCCCGUCCGUCCCUUCACUGUCAUCCCCAGAGAGCUCUGAGAUGACGGCCUUGCAGUGGCAUGGAGGUUUGGGUUGGGGUGAAGAUUUUGGCUAAAAUCUAAUGAUGAGCUGACGAAAAGACAAUGGAAACAUGAGCUUUAAAUCAAAAGUUAGUUUUGGGUAUUGGGUCUGUUUUCUUGCUGUUGGGGAGAACAGACUGGUAUCACUCAUGUAUUUACAAUAUUUGAAGACAAAAUAAAAUAAAAUAGUAUCUAUUUCCCCAACUAGUUGGCAAGUGGUUGCUGUAAGUGGCUGGUGGUUGCAAGCAUCUAAUUUGAUUCAAAGAGGUAAAUUAUGCAGCAUGGAAGACCUUGAUUUGACUGAUUUGGUUGCUACCAGGUUGCCACAGUCAGGUUUGUAGUUUGAAAACUUGUCUGCAAACACUUGCCGAGUGGAAGUGAAACUGAAAAGUUCAACACAAAUAAGAAGAUCGAGACUGCCCGAAGUCGAAGUAAAAGUUGUGUCUUUCAUGCAAAUUACAAACAACCCGGACAAGAUAAUGAUGACAAUCAGGUUUUUGGUGCAGCAGCCUCCAGCAGCCACUUGCCAACUGGGGCUUUGCAGGACUAUGUUAAUUAUCAAUUGUGGGAAAGGUAAGACUUUUUUCAACCAAAAGAAAAAACCAAGUUGACCAAGUAAGUGCACUUGGUCUGGAGAAUUCCCAGUUAACCAAAAAAAAAAAAAAAGAAAGACCUCCAGCAUAACCAGUCUCAGGAAGGGUGCUUCCAUCCCUGUGUGCUGCAGUGUGCUGCAGGUCACUAAAUUGAAGACAUAAGUUUUCAUUUUCUGAAAAAUAUUUAUUUUUAUUUAUUUUGCUGUUUUGGACUGAACUAGGUGAGCUGUCUCCUCGUGUUUCAUAUUUUUCUUAAGCGUGACUUCAGGUUUAAGGGACAGAGGUUUGAGUGGUAUUUAUUUACUCAUCUAACUCUAAGUUUGUUUUCCAAAAUUUUAGCCAUUCCUUCAUCAAGUAUAUUUUAAAGAACAAACCGUUUAACAAAUCACUUUUACCUCAACUUGAAAAAGUAAUUAAUCUCAGCAACUUUCUUUGUUUCUUUGAU
Messenger RNA from Pundamilia nyererei, 3720 nucleotides. It is a transcript of the gene ttc7a, whose product is annotated as tetratricopeptide repeat domain 7A. The record is from RefSeq and is a predicted model, not a curated record. Lineage: Eukaryota; Metazoa; Chordata; Actinopteri; Cichliformes; Cichlidae. The transcript is spliced from 21 exons. The coding region runs from base 65 to 2662 and encodes 865 amino acids. Gene Ontology annotation, molecular function: protein binding. Gene Ontology annotation, cellular component: plasma membrane. Gene Ontology annotation, biological process: protein localization to plasma membrane; phosphatidylinositol phosphate biosynthetic process.